Messenger RNA from Mangifera indica (mango), 2089 nucleotides. RefSeq names its product probable nucleoredoxin 1. The record is from RefSeq and is a predicted model, not a curated record. Lineage: Eukaryota; Viridiplantae; Streptophyta; Magnoliopsida; Sapindales; Anacardiaceae. Gene Ontology annotation, molecular function: thioredoxin-disulfide reductase (NADPH) activity. The coding region runs from base 222 to 1955 and encodes 577 amino acids. The transcript has 4 exons.
CUGACUUGGCUCCUUCUAUAAGUGUCCCUCUCCAGUUUGAAGUGAGCUGACUCAAACUAGUCUUGAUUCUUGAUUCGCGUCUUACUUACUACUUAAGCAAGAAAUAUCUAGAAAAUCAUUUUGCUGGGGCCCUGACUUGGCUCCUUCUAUAAGUGUCCACGCCCAGUUGUUCCCUUUGUCCAGUACUCAAUAAUCAUCUCACUAGUUCAAAUCAACAGAAAAUGCUCAUGGCUGACACUCAAUCUACUGAUAACCAUGCAGUUUUUCACAAUGUUUCCACCAUCCUCUCUUCUUCUGAGAGAGACUUUCUUGUUCGCAACGACGGUAAUCAGGUUAAAAUUGAGAGCUUGAAGGGAAAGAAGGUUGGGUUGUAUUUCUCAGCAUCAUGGUGUGGUCCGUGUAAGCGAUUCACGCCGGCUUUAGUGGAGUUUUACGAUGAACUCUCUUCAAAGGGUGAUUUUGAGGUUGUUUUUGUUUCGGGUGAUGAGGAUGAAGAGGCAUUCAAGGGCUACUUCUCAAAGAUGCCUUGGCUUGCGAUCCCAUUCUCUGAUUCAGAGACACGUGAUAGAUUGGAUGAGUUGUUCGAGGUGAGUGGUGUCCCUUACCUGGUGAUUCUUGAUGAAAAUGGGAAAGUUUUGACUGAUAGUGGAGUGGAGAUCAUUCGAGAGUAUGGAGUGGAAGGGUACCCUUUUACUGAAGAAAAGAUCAAGGAGAUGAAAGAGGAAGAAGAAAGAGCCCAAAGGGAACAGUCCUUAAAAUCUAUCUUGGUCACCAAAUCACGGGACUACGUGGUUUCAUCGGAUGGAAAAAAGGUACCUGUCUCGGAACUUGAAGGGAAGACUGUUGGUCUGUACUUUUCGUCGCAUUCAUUCAAGGCCUCUGCUGACUUUACUCCAGAGCUAAUCAAGGUCUAUGAGAAGCUGAAAGAAAAGGGGGAGAGCUUUGAGAUUGUGUCAAUAUCACUUGAUGUGGAGGAGGAAUCUUUCAAGGAGAGCUUAUGUAGCGUGCCUUGGCUAGCAUUGCCCUUCAAGGAUAAGAGCUGUGAGAAGCUGGCUCGGUUCUUUGAGCUCUCCACCCUUCCCACUCUGGUGAUUAUUGGGCCAGAUGGGAAAACUCUCAAUUCCAAUGUUGCUGAAGUUGUCAAAGAACAUGGAGUUGAGGCAUUCCCAUUCACCCCUGAAAAGUUUGCACAACUUGCUGAAAUGGAGAAAGCGAAAGAGGCAACUCAAACCCUGGAAUCAGUUCUGGUUUCUGAGGAUCUGGAUUUUGUCAUUGGGAAAGAUGGAAGCAAGAUUCCGGUGUCCGAAUUAGUUGGGAAGACCAUUGUCCUGUACUUUUCAGCGCAUUGGUGCCCUCCCUGCCGGGCAUUUUUGCCAAAACUUACAGAAGCAUACCACAAAAUCAAGGCAAAAAAUGAACCAUUUGAAGUGAUUUUUAUUUCUAGUGACAGGGACCAAGCUUCCUUUGAUGAUUUUUUUUCAGGAAUGCCAUGGCUGGCGCUUCCCUUUGGUGAUAGGAGGAAGGCAUCUUUGAGUAGGAAAUUCAAGGUCUAUGGCAUUCCUAAGCUAGUGGCUCUUGGACCAACUGGCCGAACCAUCACAACAGAAGCAAGGAAUCUGAUUUCAGUCCAUGGAGAUGCUGCUUAUCCUUUUACCGACGAACAUGUGAAGAAUAUUGAAGCGAAAAUUGAGGAAAUGGCAAAGGGGUGGCCUGAGAAGGUGAAGCAUGCACUUCAUGAGCAUGAGCUUGUUCUUACUCGCCACAUGGUGUAUAUCUGUGAUGGAUGUGAUGAAAGAGGACACAUGUGGUCAUUCUACUGUGAAAAAUGUGACUUCGAUCUACAUCCCAAAUGUGCUUUGGAAGAGCAUAAAGAAACCAAAGAUGAUGAUGCCAAGGAAGAUAAACCCAGCCAAGAAGGAUGGAUCUGUGAUGGGGAUGCCUGUCACAAGGCUUGAGAUAUCGGCCUUUUGGUGCUGACAAGAAUGAACCGUUUGUGCUAUGAAGUGUCUUUGUUGUGUAUGUCUUUUUUUUAAGGAGUCAUGUCUAUUUCACCAUCAAUAAACUUGAUCAUAAGUACACCUUUGCCCUA